AUGGCUCUCUCUCUUUUCUCCUCAUCCUUCAUCGAUCCCCAACUCUGCCACCUUCUUCCCCAGAUGACCCUCUUUGACUCUAUUCUCUUCUGCGUUGUUCAUUUCGUGGACAAGCUUGGCCUGUGGCCUAAGUUGCCAGUCCUGCUGGGGCUCGCCUACCUGGGACUCAGAAGGCGCUUGCAUCAGCGUUAUAAUCUCUUGCAUGUUGGCCGUCUUAAUGGUCACAAGUAUGAUACCCUCCACUAUGCGCAUAGGACCCCCGACGGUACCUGCAACCACCCCACCGACGACUUGGUGGGCAGUCAGGGGACUUUUUUUGGCCGGAAUAUGCCUCCCGCAACGUCAGAUUAUGGGUUGCUAGAUCCUCACCCUACGGAAGUGGCGUCAAAGCUCUUGACGAGGAAGAAGUUCAAAGAUACGGGAAGGCAAUUCAACAUGAUAGCCUGCUCGUGGAUACAAUUCAUGAUUCAUGACUGGAUCGAUCAUUUAGAGGACACUGAACAGGUGGAAAUUAGACAUCCUGAUGGAUAUUCGGGAGGAUGCCCAUUGAAGUCUUUUAAGUUCUUCAAGACCAAGAAAUUCAAAACGGGCUCUUCAGAUAUGAAGAAUGGCCAUCUGAACACUAGGACUCCUUGGUGGGAUGGGAGUGUAAUAUACGGGAAUAACCGGAAGGGCAUGACAAGAGUGAGGACAUUCAAAGAUGGAAAGCUGAGGAUUUCGGAAGACGGGCUUCUUGAGCAUGAUGAGAAAGGUAUUCCUAUUUCCGGUGAUGUUCGGAAUAGUUGGGCUGGCUUUUCCCUGCUGCAAGCCUUAUUUGUCAAGGAGCACAAUGCUGUAUGUGAUAUGCUAAAAGCACAUUAUCCUGAUUUCGAUGAUGAACAACUCUAUAGGCAUGCGAGGUUGGUGACUUCAGCGGUCAUUGCUAAAAUACAUACAAUUGACUGGACUGUAGAACUCCUAAGAACUGAUACUCUUCUGGCAGCCAUGAGGAUCAAUUGGUAUGGAUUUCUGGGGAAGAAAUUUAAGGAUUUAUUUGGACACAUUUUUGGGCCAAUAUUUAGUGGAUUAGUUGGCACUAGGAAGCCAAUAGAUCAUGGAGUUCCCUACUCACUUACGGAAGAGUUUGUGAGUGUUUACAGAAUGCAUUCACUUCUACCUGAUGAAAUUGUCCUCCGAGACAUCAAGCUGCCGGCAGCAGAAGACCGAUGUCCUUCUAUACUCAAAAAGGUGCCAAUGAGCGACUUAUUGGGAAAAGAAGGGGAAAGAAGGCUAUCAGAAAUCGGAAUGGAGCAGAUGCUAGUGUCCAUGGGUCAUCAGUCGUGUGGGGCUGUUGAUUUAUGGAACUAUCCUGCAUGGAUGAGAAACCUCAUUGCUCAUGACAUUGACGGAGAAGAUAGACCAGAUCCAGUUGAUAUGGCUGCCAUGGAAGUUUAUAGAGAUAGAGAAAGGGGCGUUGCACGCUAUAACGAGUUCAGAAGAAACUUGCUGAUGAUCCCCAUCAGUAAGUGGGAAGAUUUGACAGACGAUGAAGAGGUGAUCGAAGCUGUGAGAGAGGUGUACGGAGAUGACGUGGAGAAGCUGGACUUGAUAGUGGGCUUACAUGCAGAGAAGAAGAUCAAAGGGUUUGCUAUUAGUGAGACUGCUUUCUUCAUCUUCGUGCUCAUGGCUUCAAGGAGGCUAGAAGCUGAUCGUUUCUUCACAAGCAAUUUCAACCCGAAAACAUACACAGAGGAAGGACUGGAAUGGGUGAACAGAACAGAGAGUUUGAGGGAUGUGAUUGACAGGCAUUUCCCCGAGAUGACAAGAAACUGGAUGAGAUGCUCAAGUGCUUUCUCUGUUUGGGAUUCAAUGCCAAAUCCUACAAACUACAUCCCUCUGUAUCUGAGAUUAGCCUCGUGAUAUUUUUCGGGGAUUAAUCUCUGACCAACUAAUUAGUAAAUUACAACCUUCUUGUUUCUUUCUUGAAUUGAAAAUUCUAUGUCACAUUCUGUGCACAACUACGUCUUAUUUCAAUCCUACUGUUUUUAGUUAAUUGCUA
Neltuma alba is the source of this 2038-nucleotide messenger RNA. Its product is annotated as alpha-dioxygenase 2. Gene Ontology annotation, biological process: response to oxidative stress. NCBI's taxonomy places the organism in Eukaryota, Viridiplantae, Streptophyta, Magnoliopsida, Fabales, Fabaceae. Bases 1 to 1899 code for a protein of 632 amino acids. The transcript has 10 exons. Gene Ontology annotation, molecular function: heme binding; peroxidase activity; oxidoreductase activity, acting on single donors with incorporation of molecular oxygen, incorporation of two atoms of oxygen. The record is from RefSeq and is a predicted model, not a curated record.